This is a messenger RNA of Eurytemora carolleeae, 1200 nucleotides long. RefSeq names its product N-lysine methyltransferase SMYD2. The record is from RefSeq and is a predicted model, not a curated record. NCBI's taxonomy places the organism in Eukaryota, Metazoa, Arthropoda, Copepoda, Calanoida, Temoridae. Gene Ontology annotation, molecular function: protein binding. The transcript has 11 exons. Bases 211 to 1185 code for a protein of 324 amino acids.
AAUUUUUCUUUGAUUUGUUAAAAACCAGGGUGUCGGGAGAUACAUAUUACUCAACGCACGGAGAGGGGGGAAAUUUUUAGGAAAGUUACUUUCCUUGUCUAAUCAUCUAUUAUAUGUGGUAAAGGAAUAGUAAGGCUGUGCAAACAAUACUUGCAUAACACAGGGAAAUCCUUGUAUAAUAUUUUUCUAGAAGCAAUUGUAAUCCUCGAUAUGAAAAAGUGCGGGAAAUGUCAAAAGUCCGGAGAGUUUCUUAGCUGCUCCAGGUGCGGGUUAGAGCACUACUGCUCUCAGAACUGCCAGAAAGAGCAUUGGAAGGAACAUAAGACAAGCUGCAGACCAGUUCUACAAGUUCAGAUUGAGAAUAAGGGAUACGGAUUGGUAGCAACAAGAAAUAUAAAGGAGGGAGAAUUGAUAUUGUCUGAGAUGCCUGUAUUGAUAUUAAGUAAGAAUGAGAAGGAUAGAACAUCAAGAAACCUGGAGAUACAGUUUCAGAAAUUGAGUAAAAACGUCCAGAAAAAGAUUCUGAGUUUACAUGAUGAGAAUAGAGAAGGAGAAGAGGAAAGAAAACUAGCGCGUAUUUUCUUCAGCAAUGCAAUAGAUGUUAAUAGUGAGAAAUCUGCUGCUCUUUAUCUUACUAUUCCUAGAAUUAACCACUCCUGUUCACCGAACGUGGUAUGGGGAUACGGUCCUAAUAGCCCGCUUUCUAAGGAGGUUCGAGCUUUAAAAGAAAUCAAGAAAGGUUCUGAACUUGAAGCAAACUAUAUAGAUUCAUGGGAGGCUUCGUUUAGAGAUCAUUCCAGGAGGCAGGAUCUUCUCCAACGCUGGAGUUUUACAUGCAGUUGUAAAAUAUGCAGUUUACCAAACCAGCUUUUAGAAGAAGAUGAUAAAUACAGGAAAAUGAUAAUGAUUCAGCACUCAUUAGUUCCUAAAUACAUGGAAAGGUGGAAUGUAAGAAAAGCUUUAGAAGCGGCUAAAACAAAGCUCAAUCUUUCUCUGCAGAUCAAAGACGACAUUUUAACAUCUCUUCCUUCAACAUAUCUCGAGGUUUAUGAAAUGAUUAGGAUAGCUGAGGUUCUAGGUGAGAAGGUUGAACCUGGUUCUCCAUACCUAGAAAAAGCACGGAAACUAUCAACAAGGUUCGGAUUCUCUUUUCUCCAGUCCUUCAACUCUAAGGGAUAUAUAUAACCUUUAAUAGUAUUU